CGGGGAAAGAAUAAAUGGAGCAAGCGUUAAAGAUAUGGGUCGGUUUUAUCCGGCCCGUGUUAGAAACGUGUCAUCCCCUGACUUUCUACACCCACUAGGCCACAACGACCAAUCCCAUUACUCUCUUGCACCACCACCGGUCCUCCUCCGCCGCCGCCACUUCUGCAAUCAGCCCUUCAUAAAUUGACAUCUCCUUCACCUCACCCUCCUCCUCCUCCUCCAUACAACCCACAAGCACAAAUGGCCGGCCGCUCCUCCCCAGCACAGGAUUCCGAUCGGUACGGUCAAUCCUCUCCCGAAACCCUAUCCUCGCCCCACAAAAAGAGCCCUCCCCUCCCUUGGACCCCCCAAGAGACGGUCAACCUCAUCCAAUCUUACAGAGAGAAGUGGUACUCUCUCAAUCGCGGCCAGCUCAAGGCCAGCCAGUGGGAAGAGGUCGCUAUAGCCGUUGCGGCCCGCUGUGGAUUCGAUGAGCUUUCCAAAUCCUCCACCCAGUGCCGCCACAAGAUCGAGAAGCUCCGGAAGCGCUACAAAUCCGAGCGGGUCAAGCCCUACCCGAAUUCCUGGCAGUUUUUCGAGCUCAUGGAUCAAAUGGAACGAGGACCUUUGCCAAUCGCUGCUCUCCCCGUAGCCAUGGUAAAGUAUCCCGACUCGAAUUACGAUCACAAUGUGUACGAUGAGGAGGAUGAUGGGUAUGCAGGUUUUGAUUUCAAGCCAAAUAAGUCGAAGAGCAUAAACAACCUUGUGAAUUACCCGAACAGAACUGGUACUCAUGAUCCCAGGGGUUAUGAUGAAGAGGAGGAGGAAGAGGAGUUGGAUGAACAUGGGACAGAGGAGGAAGAUGGAGACAGUAAAUUGGCAGAGGAAAUUAGGGGUUUUGCAGAGGGGUUUAUGAGAAUUGAGAAGAAGAAGAUUGAGAUGAUGAAGGAGGCUGGGAGGCACAGAAUGGAGAUGGAAAAGAGGAGGAUGGAUAUGAUUCUUGAGACGCACAGGAAGAUUGCUAAUUCUUUCAGUAGGAUCUUUAUUCCAAAUAAAAGAGUCAAAACAGAGAUAUAGAAUGUUAUUGUUCUACUUACAUCCACAUUUAUGCAAUCCAUUUUUUUCUUGCAUUUGCCUUUGCACUGCUAUUAGGCUGAUGAUGAUUCUGGGGUACAAAAAGAUAGGAACCAAUGUCUUCAUGUGUUUCAAAAUCAGAGGAGCUUAUGAUGUCAUUCUAUCGCGAAUGCCAUCAUACAAGUCAUCUUGGGUCUUGUCUUUGACUCCAAGACCUCGGGUCAUGACUUCGUUUAUAGAUGUAAUUUGCAUUUAUGAAUGAUGGAAACUGUAUCCUUACGGGCUCUAGUUUGUAAUUUGCAAUAACUUAAGAAUGUUAUUUUAUGUUUUAAAGGAUUGUGGCAAUGGUAGACAUUUAGCAUACUUCGAUUCCUCUAACUUAUGGGAGGCCUUGAACUCGAACUCUCCUCUGUUGGUCUGGUCGUGAUAGUUGACCCUAGCAAUGCCAGGAGGGGCUAUGUUGGACACGGGCAUGUUCACUGUGAAAGACUUAUGAUGAUGAUGAUGAUGAUGGGAACUCGGUAAUUUUGAUUAUGGGUUUGGUAAGAGUAAGCUGUGUGGAAAGCUGUUCACAUGGAUUCAAGCAUACUUUGUAAAGAAGGUGAGUUAUCAUCUUAGACUUUAUUCUUCUCAUGAAUUCAAGCAUGCUUUGUUUGAGGGAAACCCUUUUGCGGAUUGCCCAGCAAACUUGGCUUAUGACACUUUGAGUUGGCUCCUGGCUUGUCAUCCAGAAGAGCGUCAGCACCUCAAUACCUCAUGUGGGAAGCCUAUGGCGGCCUUAUAAGCUAUACGGAGUAACACAUUAGAUUCAACUAUUAGGUAGUUUUUUUAAUCUUCAGCUGUACGAUAAAAGCAAAGUAAGCAUGCUACUUGUUUACAAGUUGAGUAAUUCCGUUGUAUCAAUAAAAUUUAUUUACGUAGUAUGAGUUAAAUACUUAAAUGUUGCCUUAUUUCAACAUGUUCAGUUAGAUACCAUACUACUACGUAUGAUACUACCACCGUUAAAUAAUAAUAAAAUCAAUCAUCUGUUUGUCCUAUG
Cuscuta epithymum is the source of this 2092-nucleotide messenger RNA. Lineage: Eukaryota; Viridiplantae; Streptophyta; Magnoliopsida; Solanales; Convolvulaceae. The record is from the annotation of a GenBank genome assembly.